GAGAGGAGGUGAGGAUACACAUCAAGCAGUAAGAGACUCAGAGCCGACUCGGCAGCAGAGAACUGCGCUCAAACUGUAUGGAUGUUAAUAAGCCAGAGAAAUAAAAGCGGUUGGAGCGGAGAGCGCAUGUGGCCAGGCUGCGGUGGAUCCCUGCCGGCCACGGCGUGAAUGGGAUUACGCAGGUUGCUCCGGGUCCCCUGUCGGUGCUGCUGCUGCUGCUGCUGCAGGAAACAUGCGUCUGCAGAGCUUUCCGGUCCCCCCGCUGCUGCUGCUGCUGCUAACUGGGAUUUGCAGCGGCACAAGUUUCCCAAGUAACAUAAACAUAGGAGGCCUUUUCCCCACUGGGUCCCAUGAAUACGAGGUGUUUCGUUUCGCCCUGGCACAACAUCAGGACGUCCCCAAACUGGUGCCACAGGUGGACAUGGUGGACAUUGGGAGCAGUUUUGCCAUGACCUAUGCUUUCUGCUCCCAGUUUUCUAAGGGUGUGUACACCAUCAUGGGCCUGUAUGACCGAAAGACAGUCAACAUGCUGAUGUCUUUCUGUGGCUCUCUACACGUGUGCUUCAUCACGCCGUCUUUCCCAGUUAAGACCAACAACCAGUUUGUACUGCAGUUGCGGCCCCAGCUGCAGGAGCCCCUCAUGGCCCUUUUGGAGCACUUCAAAUGGAAAAGGUUUGUCUACAUGUACAGCUCUGAUUCAGGUCUGACAGUGCUGCAGAGGAUCCUUGAUACAGCAGCAGAGCGCAGUUGGCAGGUUACCUCCGCUAACUUGGACACAAUGACGGAAAAGACCUUCAUCAAACUCCUGGCCGAUCUUGACUACAAGGAGGACUUUCAUAUCAUCAUUGACUGUGAACUGGAACGAUUGAACAACAUCCUCAACUUGAUUGCAGCUCAAAAGAGAAACUUGAAGAACUACCAUUACAUCCUGGCCAACUUGGGCUUUCUGGACUUGAACGUCACAGAGUUUCAGAAGUUGGCACCAAAUGUGACAGGCUUCCAGCUGGUGAACCGAACCUGUCCAGCUGUGGAGAAAAUCAAUGAAGACUGGAUGGGCUUUGACAGCAAAGACCUCAAACUGACACGAAAGAGGCUCAAGUACACAGGAGCUCUGACCUACGACGGCGUCAAUGUCAUGGUGAAAGCUUUCCAAAACCUGCGGCGGCAGCGCAUUGACAUCUCUCGCCGUGGUAACGCAGGGGAGUGUCUGGCCAACCCACCAGCACCAUGGGGACAAGGCAUCGACAUCCAGAGAGCUCUGCAGCUGGUUCGUCUUGAAGGACUGACUGGUCACGUUGAGUUUAAUGAGCAAGGACACCGCACCAACUACACAUUGACUGUGAUGGAGCUCAGCCACAUGGGGCCCCGGAAGAUAGGCUUCUGGAAUGAGAAGAGAGGCUAUGUGCAUACACCCAUCUCCAGGCUGCCAACAGAAGAGCUGGUUAAUCUUCUGAACAAAACCUACAUUGUCACCACCAUAUUGGAAGCUCCCUACAUGAUGCUGAAGAAGAACCACGAGCAGUUUGAAGGAAAUGACAAGUAUGAAGGUUACUGUGCUGAACUAGCAUCUGAGAUUGCCAAACAUGUUGGCUUCACCUACCGGCUAGAACUGGUGGGAGACGGAAAGUAUGGCUCCAGAGACCCGGAGACAAAGCAGUGGAAUGGCAUGGUGGGAGAACUGGUCUACGGGAAGGCAGACAUGGCCGUCGCCCCACUGACAAUCACUCUCGUCCGAGAGCAAGACAUUGACUUCACCAAACCCUUCAUGUCUCUGGGAAUCUCCAUCAUGAUCAAGAAACCAACCAAGUCCAAGCCAGGCGUUUUCUCCUUCCUUGACCCGCUGGCCUAUGAGAUCUGGAUGUGCAUUGUUUUCGCCUACAUUGGAGUCAGUGUGGUGCUCUUUCUGGUGAGUCGUUUCAGUCCCUACGAGUGGCAAGGUGAAGAGUCAGAUGAAGAAGAUGAAACUGUUCCAGCUUCAGCAUGUCGACGAGCUCCUCCCACUUCAUACUCAGAAGACCCUCACUCUCCAGGUUACUCUCAAGCUCAGAAUCAGAACCAGAACCAGCAGAAAGAUAAAGAAACUCCUGAACACACAAACGACUUUGGAAUCUUUAAUUCUCUCUGGUUCUCACUUGGGGCCUUCAUGCAGCAGGGCUGUGACAUCUCCCCUAGAUCCCUCUCAGGUCGAAUUGUUGGAGGGGUGUGGUGGUUUUUCACCCUCAUCAUAAUCUCUUCCUACACAGCCAACCUGGCAGCUUUUCUCACUGUGGAGAGAAUGGUAUCCCCUAUAGAGAGCGCAGAAGACCUAGCCAAGCAGACCGAGAUCGCCUAUGGUACACUUGAAGGGGGCUCUACCAAAGACUUCUUCAAGAGGUCAAAGAUUGCUGUGUUCGAAAAGAUGUGGUCAUACAUGCGCAGUGCAGACCCGUCUGUAUUUGUAAAGAGCACCAAUGAGGGGGUAAUACGAGUCAGAAAGUCAAAGGGGAAGUAUGCCUACCUACUUGAGUCCUCCAUGAACGAAUACAUCGAGCAGAGGAAACCCUGCGACACCAUGAAAGUAGGAGGAAACCUUGACUCUAAGGGUUACGGAGUGGCCACUCCCAAAGCAUCGCCCCUCAGACUGUCUCUUGUUAUCUGUUAUGCCUGUCUUACUGCUACCUGCCUAAACCCUGUUAACUUGGCAGUGUUAAAACUGAACGAGCAGGGCCUGUUGGACAAAUUGAAAAACAGAUGGUGGUAUGACAAGGGAGAGUGCGGCAUCGGGGGAGGGGACUCCAAGGACAAGACAAGCGCGCUCAGUUUGAGUAAUGUAGCUGGAGUAUUCUACAUUCUGAUUGGUGGACUUGGGCUGGCCAUGCUGGUGGCAUUGGCUGAGUUCUGCUACAAGUCUCAGAUCGAGUCCAGGAGGAUGAAGUGUUUCAUGUUUGCCUGGACGAAUUCCCAAAGGUGGACCAAGCUGUUUGGACUUUGACAAGCUUAAAAAUACUUUUGGCCCAGAGUGAAAGAGCAACUCAACUUGCUUGAUGGUCUAGAUCCUAAAAUAGUUAACAUCAGCAUCUUGGGCAAGGCUUUCUGAAAAUAUAUCUAAACUAAAACGGAACUUUAUGUCUUCAGAAUAAGACUCUACAGUAUCUUCCUGCUCUCUAUGCCUUUCAAUUCUUAAUCUGACUGUUCAUUCACUAAGAGAUUUCACAUUGUAUGUUUUCACAGAUAGAGCUUUAUUUUUAGUUGUGAGCAUCAGCUGCUGCUGUUUUUCAGUAUGUUGCCACAGGGCAGCAGCACCAAACAUGACUUCCAUUUCAAAGUGAAUCAACUGAACUCUGCUCAGCUGCCACUCCAGCCUCUGACUCCUCAUCACUGCUGCCGUCUGAAUGUGAUGAAAUUGCGGAGGACUCGUCACAGACUGCGUUAUUUUAUGCCAUGGCUUUGAAGAGUGGCUCAGAAGAAACAAACAAGUCAUUAGAAGCUAGUGUGAGCUAAGAGUGCUCUCUUUUACGUUGGACUUUUGUUAUUCCCUUCUCAUGUGCGUCUGUGCACAAAACGACUUGAAGUGCUCUCUGAAGGCAGCGAUGACGCAACAUGUGGAAGAUUUCAUCAGUAAGAGCAGAUGGAGGGGCUUGUAGACCAGAUUUAGACAACAGUUUUAUGCAUAAGCAAGGAGUGCUGCACCUGUUAUCAAUACAGAGGAUACAUGCAUCUUGCAAAAUGAUCACAUUUUGUCAUGCCGAGCUGGUCCAACCCCUCGGGGCGCACCGAGGGGAGUCAACUCCUGAGACUGUGAGGGGUGCUUAAUAAAACCAAGACAUUUGUUGUUGUUGUUUGUCCGACAGUGAGAGUCAUUGAAAUCCAAAGGUUUUGGAAACAAUUUCAACUUCUUACUGGUGCAUGUCAAUACAUGCAUGUACCCCAAUUUGCAGAAGGCAAAUUUGGGUACUCAACCCAAACUUGCCUUCUGAUUUGGCUGUCGAUACCUGAAAUUGUAAGAAAUCUGUUGAUUGAGGCUCUAAUUCAGUGUUAUCUAAAGUGUGGGAUGGGAUCAUUUACGGCCC
Xiphophorus maculatus (southern platyfish) is the source of this 4049-nucleotide messenger RNA. Its product is annotated as glutamate receptor 1-like. Gene Ontology annotation, cellular component: AMPA glutamate receptor complex; plasma membrane; postsynaptic membrane. Gene Ontology annotation, molecular function: transmitter-gated monoatomic ion channel activity involved in regulation of postsynaptic membrane potential; AMPA glutamate receptor activity. The coding region runs from base 233 to 2971 and encodes 912 amino acids. The transcript is spliced from 19 exons. The record is from RefSeq and is a predicted model, not a curated record. NCBI's taxonomy places the organism in Eukaryota, Metazoa, Chordata, Actinopteri, Cyprinodontiformes, Poeciliidae. Gene Ontology annotation, biological process: modulation of chemical synaptic transmission; synaptic transmission, glutamatergic.